CUUUGUGGUUUUUUUUCUUCCCAUUCUUUCGUCCCUAUUCAAAAGCCAACUCCAAUUUCCCACCAAAGCCUACGUACUAUCAGUUUGGCGCAAUUCGAUUAACGCAUACCCUCUCCGACCUCAUGUCGCCGUCUUGCCGGACGGCGAACGGUUCUCGCUGCUCAUGUAUCCGCGGUGAAAUCGAUGGAACCGCUGGCGACGAUUCCUGUGAUCCGUCUGACCAUACAUGCGUACAUUGCAACGGGUCCGAUUCGAUUAAAACUUAUCUCUCUACCUAUUUCUCUUCGUUGGGAACGAAAUCUGGUGAUUCGGAGAAACUUCGUAGAAUCAUCGUUGCUUCCGUCAAAGGAUUCUCCAUAGGUACUGGGAUCAAAGGUGGGUUAGCUCUUUUCUCAAUCGUUGCUCGGUUCGCUCGUCGUAGAUCUUCUUCUAAAUCGAGGAGAAGCGGUGAUUUCUCAAAUAGUGAAGCUAUUGCAAUGGGGAUUAAGGAAACACUAAGAUACGGACUGUUCUUGGGAACUUUUGCUGGUACUUUUGUCUCCGUGGAUGAAGCUAUUUGUUCUUUUGCAGGACACCAAAGGCAUGUCCCCACUAUCUUGCUUUUGUCCGUUCAUUCAGAUUUAGAAUUAGUGUAUGGUAACACAUUUAAUCACUUUGAAGUCUUUUGUCUGAAUCCCAGAACUGCAAAGUGGAGGGCCCUGUUUGCUGGUUUAGUGGCAGGCCCAUCGAUGCUUCUCACUGGACCAAACACAACACACACCAGUUUGGCUGUUUACAUUUUGAUGCGUGCGGCAGUUCUUGCGUCCCGGUGCGGUAUUAAAAGCAAACGGUUUGGUUCAGUUUGUAAGCCGCUUACUUGGAAACAUGGGGACUUGUUUCUCAUGUGUCUCUCAUCUUCACAGAUUUUGUCUGCUUACAUUUUAAAGCAAGAAAGUCUUCCUUCAUCGUAUAAGUCAUUCCUGAACAAACAUGGUGGGAAGGAUCUUUCUAUCUUACAAGGUAUCAAAGAUCUCGCAAGCGCCAAACCAUUCACCAAUUUAAGGGCAAUCGAAAAAUAUUACAAGUCUGUUGGAGUUGAUAUCAAACUUGAUCCUAACAUGAAAAUCCCCUGUUCGAUAAUACAUGGAGGUGAAUCAUGUACUAAGCACGGUCUUACAUUUAUCCUUCAAGCUUACAUGAGGGCGUUACCUGUCUACGUCCCUGUCUACUUGAUUCCAGCGCUGAUAGUCCAUCGCCAAGAUCUACUAAAAAAGCAAUACUCUAUACUUGGCAAGGGUCUUCUUGGCACAGCGAGAUCUAGUUUGUUUCUCUCCACUUACUGCACUUCUGCCUGGGCCUGGACAUGCCUACUUUUCCGGACACUUGAUACAUGCAACAUACCACUCGUGGCCAUAGCAACGUUCCCAACAGGCCUGGCCUUGGCAAUUGAAAAGAAAAGCAGAAGGAUAGAGAUAUCACUCUACUGCUUAGCAAGGGCUAUAGAGAGCUUUUUCACUUUCAUGACGGAGGCAGGAUACAUUAGACCGCCCAAGAUUCUAAGAAGAGCAGAUGUAGUCGUGUUCAGCGUUUCGACAGCCAUUAUAAUGCACUGCUACGCACAAGAAAGGGAGGUAUUUCGAUCAAAAUAUUUGAACGUCCUAGAUUGGGUUUUCGGUGUACCCCCUCCACUUCCUUGUGAAGAAACGUAGAGACGUUUACUUUCCAUAUAUCGACUUAGGUUACUUGUGUUUCACGUUUAACCAGAAGGUCUUUGUUGUGAUGGUAAAAUGUUUUUAAUAUUCCUCUGCAGGAGUUUUGUUUCGCAUUUUGGGACAUCGAAUGAAAUUUUCUUAAGCCAUAUGCCCAAUUCUUGUAGUUAUGUCGAACAAUUAUGCUUAAG
Messenger RNA from Eruca vesicaria subsp. sativa (arugula), 1879 nucleotides. The record is from the annotation of a GenBank genome assembly. Lineage: Eukaryota; Viridiplantae; Streptophyta; Magnoliopsida; Brassicales; Brassicaceae.